CAUACACUCCGCCAACUAACCCUCAUAUCUCCAAACAACCUUCAAGGGACCGCACCUUUACCUUGUGUGCAUUUAGAAUCCCAAGAAUAUGCCUCCACGGAUCCGCCUGCGCACCCUCGCGCAGCUCGCGGAGCUUCAAGUCGAACCUGCUACUUCCACCUACACCUGCGGUCGUUGCUCGCGACUAUACGCGACAGCAGCACCGGGGGCGUCAAUAGCGACAACCCCGGCCCCUUCAGAUGCGCAAAUGCGAGCCUCGAUACCAACACUCUCCCGCUACCCGGCGGUCCAACCUCCCUCGCACCGCAACCCGGCGUAUCGAAAGUCUCAGCUGUUGCGCUCCUACGUCUCGCUCCUCCAGACGACGCCGCUGAUCAUUUUCUUCCAGCACAACAAUCUGAAGGCCACAGAGUGGGUGAGCAUCCGGCGCGAGCUGGCGUCGGCGCUCCGCAAAGUCGACGCCCAACUCGCCGCCCAGGGCAAGCCUGCACAGGAGCGGAUCGGAGAAUACGUCAAGUUGCAGGUCAUCAAGACCAACAUGUUCGAGCCCGCGCUCCGGAUCGCCGAGUACUUCACGCCGCUACCACCUCUCGAGCCGACCGGCGGCAUCGCGGCGGAAAAGGAGGAUCCCUCCCUGACGCAUGUGCUGUCGGUGGCCGCGUACGAGGCGGCGCAGCGGCACCGGAAUGAACACCCGCUGACGCCCGUGCUGGCGGGCUCCGUGGCCAUCCUGACCUUCCCCGCCGUCUCGCCGACCUACCUCAAGACGGCCUUCUCCAUCCUGUCCCCGCAGCCGCCCCUGUUCCCGGCCCCGACCAGGCGCGCGCUGCCCCAGUACUACGAGCCGUCGGUCCAGGACGGGCUGAAGAAGCUGAUGCUGCUGGGCGCGCGGAUCGACGGCCAGCUCUUCGACAUGGACGGCACGAGGUGGGUGGGCAGUAUAGACGGCGGGAUUGACGGGCUGCGCGCACAACUGGUGGGCAUGUUGCAAGGCUUUGGGGCCGCGAUGGUGCAGACCUUGGAGAGUGGGUCGAGAAGUCUCUGGUUCACAAUGGAGGGCCGGCGGAGGAUGUUGGAGGAGGACGAGAAGCCAAAGCCCGAGGAGGACAAGAAGGACUGAGUUGGCAUGUUGUGGUCUAUUAGCCACAGCGGGCCGAGGAGUAUAUCAUGUACGGGAAAAGUGGUCCGAUGUGUAACAACAGCAGAUUUCGACAUAGGCCCUGUCUUGUUGUAAGGCUGAGAGAUCAAGCCAAAGUGGAAAGCAUUUAUCCUUGGUUGGCUUGAUGCGUGCAAAUGCAUUCAGACUACUCUCGCAUAGCAACUAUUCAGGGUAUCUUGUGCGCCC
Cladophialophora immunda is the source of this 1345-nucleotide messenger RNA. RefSeq lists its product as uncharacterized. The transcript has a single exon. Gene Ontology annotation, biological process: translation. Bases 89 to 1120 code for a protein of 343 amino acids. The record is from RefSeq and is a predicted model, not a curated record. Gene Ontology annotation, molecular function: structural constituent of ribosome. Gene Ontology annotation, cellular component: mitochondrial large ribosomal subunit. Lineage: Eukaryota; Fungi; Ascomycota; Eurotiomycetes; Chaetothyriales; Herpotrichiellaceae.